UCGAUACAUUGUUUUCUGCAAACAUGAAAUAAACAAAAAUUAGUGAGUUUCUCGGAAUUAAGUUCACAAAAGAAUUAAUCCGUAUUGUAAUGAAUUUGACAAAAUAUCUGAUGGUAUCUCAAUAUCAUGAAAAAAACACUACACAUGUCAUUUUAACUGUCUGAUCGAUUAUCCGAAUAUACAUAUAUCGUAAAAAUUCGCCAGUAUGUUGAAACAAUAAUUGUAAAUUGCACAUCAUAGUUACAACGGCACUUGACUUGUAUAUAUGUAAAAUAAGAAGAUGGGAUAUUAUUGCGCUUGGGGAGAUGCGAAGAUGAAGGGCAGCUCCGAGGAGGAGGGUUAUGAAAAUCGUGUCACUGACAUUGGAGAGAAGAGAAGAAGGCGCGCCUCGAACAUCUAUGGAGAAGCUCCGCUCGUUCCGGCUCCACCGAUCUCGGAUGAUACCGAUCGACAAUUCUGGGCGGAGGAUGAGCUGAGCAGCUCAGAGUCACGGCAGAGAUUAACUGCAAGGAGGAAGCGUCGACAUAGCGUUUCGUACAGGAACCGCGCCGCGAACAAGAGUCGAUCUCGCGCUUCCCGUCCCUCGAAUUCCAGCUCUGAUUCGAUCCACGCGGAGACUUCGGCUAAAGUUUGCAGAAUACGAAAACAUUGGUUGAAUCCUAAAAUAGAGAAAUUACAAUCAAGAAAAGCGUACAUCAAUACUGAGGAAACUGCUUGCACAGUAAACAAAGUAAUCUCUUCAGAACAUCAAGCAUCUACUUCUAGCUCGCGCCUCGAGAAUCAUGAAUCAGUCUUGUGGCGAGAAAAUUAUUGUGAACAAGCAGACAACAAACGUACAUUAAACGUUAAGAAAGUCCGUCUGAAAAAAACACAUGGUCCACCUAAAUCUAAACCGAAAUAAAAUUACAAGUCUUCUAGUGAUUAUCAUAAUUAGAAAAUUUCUUCAUAGA
Messenger RNA from Acromyrmex echinatior (Panamanian leafcutter ant), 950 nucleotides. RefSeq lists its product as uncharacterized. The record is from RefSeq and is a predicted model, not a curated record. Lineage: Eukaryota; Metazoa; Arthropoda; Insecta; Hymenoptera; Formicidae.